AUGUCGUACAACCCAUACGGAGGAUCAGGAAACCCUUACGGGCCUCCCCCAAGCUAUGGCGGUUUCCCAGGCUCCAACGCCGCGCCUGGCAUGGCUCCCCCACCAGGUCUAGGCCCUCCGCCAGGCAUGUCUUCUGCUCCGGGAAUGGCACCCCCUCCCGGUGUCCAACAGUCCAACAACGCACAAGCUAACCGACAAAGCGGCCUGCCGCCUAACUUCCAAGCUCCCGCGAACCUCCCCAACAUUAACUUCAGUGCGCCUGUUAUCCGAUUGGGAACCAUAGGCGCUAAGCCAGGCGCACCCGAUGCAGGGAGAAAGGAAAACAGCACACCCACAGGCGGUCGACCUGGACUGGGCAUGGACCGUGGUUUCGAUCAGUCGAGGGCUGCUGCACGAGAGCACAUGCAGUCGUUGGUUCCCCCGACCAACGAAGAGAAGUUGCGGACGCUAUUCAUUCACAAGAUUCCCGAGGGCGCUGGUGGUGACGAAGGCAUCGAGAGGCUUCUCUAUGCCGUGGGCAAGCUUCGACGAUGGGACGCUGCCGCCUCAGUUCUCUCAGACGGCAAAGGCUCUAAGUUUGGCUUUGCCCAGUACGAGGAUCCCGAGUCCUUCUCGACCGCCGCCGAACUGCUGCAGGAUGUCAAGGUUCCUCUUAAGCGCCAAAGCCCGACGGAAGCCCCGUCUUCGGAAGACGACACAUUUGAAGGAGUCGAGAUGGUCCAGCUCCAGGUCACGAUCGACCCGAAUUCUAUCAAGUACCUCGAAUCUUACAAGGAGAACAGAGGCGAUGACAGCGGUGCCGAGUCGAGGGUGCAGUCUGCGAAGGAAGCGCUGAAGCAGGUGGUACGAGACCUUGUCUACCCGAAGACCGCGACGACGACCGAUGGCGAAGGCGAUGUCAGCAUGGGUAACUCGGGCGAGAACGUCGAAGUCGUCAACAUUCCCCUGGCGCAGGACGACGAACUGGCAGACAUUCCUGCUGAAAUGCGAGAAGUCGUCGCUGCCGAGAUCGCAGCCUUCAGAGAACGCAGCAACCAGAGAGAUAUGGAACGUCUCAAGCGCGAAGAGGAGAUGGAGGAGAUGGAACGGACCCGCAACGCACCUUCACGUCCUUCGAGACUGGACUCGCCGCCUCCGUCCAGUUCGAACAACAUCCCGGUUGGUCCUCGCGGGAUGGCCAACGCGCCAUCUGGCCCCAGGGGACAGAAUGGGACGAGGACGACGUCUUUCGUGAACGGCGGCAUUUCCAAUGCGGAGCUGUCGAUCAACCGUGAGGACGAAGACACAGACGCCGAUGACGAGGAGCUCUACCAACGAGAGCUCUCCAAGCAAAAGUCGGAUGAGGACAAGAUGUACCUCGAAGCAGAGCGAAAGUGGGUAAACAGAGAGCGCUCCCGGGCUGCCGCUCUGGAACGAGAAAAGGACCGUGAGGCUCAGGAAGAGGAGAGUUUCGAAAGACGCAUGCAAGAACAGUUGGAGAGGGAAAAGGCCUGGGAUGACGAACGCGAGGCCUCGAGGAAGAAUCACCUGUACUACCGCGACCACGCCGCGUGGGUUAAGAAACGCCAGAUCGAGAGGGCGGACGAACUGGCUAGGGAUGAGGCGGACCGAAGAGCCGAGGAGGACGAGCGCCGUAGAGAAGCGGCGGACAUGGAGAAAGCACGCGGCAUGGCCGAUUCAUUCCUUGACCAGCAAGCUCAGGAGAUGGAGCAACGGCAGCAAGCUGCUGUCUCGGCACCAGCACCAUUCAAACUGUCACUUGGUGCCGCCGCUCAGCGUUCGCAGGCACAGCGCGCAGCACCGCAGCGGCGUACUGUUGCUGAAGUGGAGGGUCUCCUCGACGACGAAGAGCAAGACAACACGGCCAAGAGACAGCUCAUCCCUAUUCAAUUUGAGCCUACGACUGCGGCGGAUAAGAUGACGGAGGAAGAGAUUAGCAAAGCAGUUCGCGCGCUUGCACAGGAAAUCCCGUCAGAGAAGGAGGGACUAUGGAACUGGACCGUCCAGUGGGAUUUCCUGGACGACGCCAUCAUUCGCGAAAAGCUGCGGCCGUUUGUGGAGAAGAAGAUUGUCGAAUACCUCGGUGUCCAAGAAGAGUUGCUGGUCGAGGUGGUGGAGGAGCAUUUGCGCAAGCACGGCAAGCCCUCGGAUUUGGUUGAGGAGCUCGCACCAGCGCUUGAUGACGAGGCGGAGGACAUGGUCAAGAAGUUGUGGCGUAUGGUCAUUUUCUUCACUGAGAGUGAGAAGAGAGGAUAUCCGGCAUAG
Messenger RNA from Colletotrichum truncatum, 2265 nucleotides. RefSeq names its product u1 snrnp-associated protein. Lineage: Eukaryota; Fungi; Ascomycota; Sordariomycetes; Glomerellales; Glomerellaceae. The record is from RefSeq and is a predicted model, not a curated record. Gene Ontology annotation, molecular function: mRNA binding. Gene Ontology annotation, biological process: mRNA processing. Gene Ontology annotation, cellular component: spliceosomal complex.